Messenger RNA from Alternaria ventricosa, 1371 nucleotides. RefSeq lists its product as uncharacterized. Bases 1 to 1371 code for a protein of 456 amino acids. Gene Ontology annotation, molecular function: transcription cis-regulatory region binding; DNA-binding transcription factor activity. NCBI's taxonomy places the organism in Eukaryota, Fungi, Ascomycota, Dothideomycetes, Pleosporales, Pleosporaceae. Gene Ontology annotation, cellular component: nucleus. The record is from RefSeq and is a predicted model, not a curated record. The transcript is spliced from 2 exons. Gene Ontology annotation, biological process: positive regulation of transcription by RNA polymerase II.
AUGGGAUUUAAUGAUGACACAACCUAUGGUAGCGCUGAUCCCCACGGCAAAGACAUGGCAUUCGAAAGCGGGGGCUACUAUGCAAAACCAGUUCCGAUCAGGAUUUCGAAGUCUUUAGAACCACUACCGUCGCUGCUCGUAGAGAACCAGAUGAAUCUCUUGUACUUCCAUCACUUCAUCAAUCACACAGCGCGGGUUCUUGUCAAUCAUGACUGCGAGCGGAAUCCCUUUCGCGAGAUUUUACCAGAGAUGGCUGUACAAGAUGAGAACAUCAUGAAUCUUCUUCUCGCGUAUAGCGCGGCACACCGAGCACGCAUGCUCAAUCACCCCGAGCCCUCAAAUCGCAUCGCCGUCUGGGUGCAAGACGUAUUCCCCAAACUACGUGAAGCGCUCAACGAUGAUCCCAACACUGUAUCGGAUAGUACUUUAGCCGCAGUGAUAAUGAUGGCGAGUCUGGAGGUUAUAUCUUCUGGAACAUUCGAAGUACCUGUAUCCUGGCAAAGCCAUCUGACUAUGGCACGGCAGAUGAUCAUCCAGCGUGGCGGACCAAAGGGCAUGGGGCGGCAUGAUCGUGUGGCCUACUUCCUCUCGCGUUGGUUCGCAUACCUCGACGUCCUCGGCUCACUAAGUGGGAACAAGAACGACACACCUCUUGGCUCCUUCUACUGGUCUAGCGAAAACGCUUCCGCGGACGAAGAUUUUGAGAUCGACUGUCUAAUGGGCUUUACAACAAGAUGUGUCGGGUCCCUGGCCCGUGUUUCUGAACUAGCGAAGCGCUGUGAACCGCAGCGCAUUGAUGAAGAAGGCAACGUGAGGGAGGGUUGGACACCUAGCCCUGAGAUUAUAGAGGAAGCCGUUGAGCUUCGUCACGCACUGGAGGAAGGCUUACUAGGCCGGAACAUCAGGAAAGGAUGCAACCACCGCUCCAGUACCUCCUCUGAGUCUGAAGGUGCAUGGGAUGCAACCGAGAUCUACGCGACCAACGAAUUAUUCCACUGGGCGGGUCUAAUCCACUUGUAUCGUCGCGUUCUCGGAAAACCCGUCAUGGACCACGAAGUUCAGCAAGCCGUGCGAGAGAUUGUGGGCCUACUGUACAAGAUCCGGAGAGGAAGCACAGCAGAGGCAUGUUUGAUCUUUCCCAUGUUUGCUGCUGGCUGCGACGCGCAAGACGAAGGACAGAGAGAGAAAAUCAUCGAGCGGCUGAGGAGUGUGGAGGGCUUCGGACUGAACCAUGUAAGCUCCUGUUAUCAGAAAGUGAAGGCUGACUUGCUUACUCCGUAUCAGGUACCUAAAAUCAGUACGCUCAUGAAGAGCGUCUGGGAUACCGGUAAACCGUGGGAGUCGCUCGUCUCUGGCGAGUUCUUCGGCUGA